UAUACACCACACAUUUCUCUUGACCAUUCCACACAUUUGUGUUGACUGCUAUCUUAUAUUCAAACUGUGCAUUAUUGAUGUUCUAGAUCUGAAGCCAACACCUACCAGCUCUACUACUAGCAAAGAUGCAAGAGAUGUCAUUCUUCAACAAAUAUGAUAAGGUGCAGCAGCUUCAUAGCGAAAGAACUGAGUGGACCUUGCGUGUUCGAGCUCAGGCUAUCUGGAAAAUUGUAAACAGAGUAACCCAAGAAUUCCGAGGCUUAAAUGUUAUCUUCGUGGAUGAUUCAAACUGGAGGAUUCAUGCUUUUGUCAGUUCAAAAAUCUGUGUUUUCUUUGAUGAUAUUCUAAAAGAAGGGCUCAUCUACACUCUGUCAAACUUCCAUGUAAGAGACUACGGGAAUGAGGAUAAUAAUAGAGCUGUGAGAUUUGGAAAACACAUUUAUUUUGCAAAUCACACACAGUUGAUUCCAGAGGCUGAAAAUAUAACCAAUAUUGCACCCUACGCUUUUGAUUUGUUUGCACUAAACGAGGCCAGAAGUUUGCUUGCUGAUAUUCGGUUCUUAUUUGAUACUGUUGGUAUACUAGAAGACAAGAACAUCCAACCUGUUCAGUCCAAAGAGGAUGAGAAGAAAAUUCAUAUUCGAUUUAAGAUUUCUGAUGGCAGGUCAUCCAUGAAUGUCACCUUCUUUGGUGAUCUGGCUGUUGAAUUUGCAAACUCUGUCAAAGCAAUAAAAGAUGAUACCAUUACAGUAAUAAUUGCAAGUGCAAAAGUGAAUGAGUACGAAGGAAUAAUAUGCUUGAACAAUUAUCCUGCGACGAGGUUCUAUCUUAACGCAAAACAUCCCAGUGUCAAAAAACUAAAACUGAGGAUGUCUGAUCCUGCCUACUGUGCCAAUAAUCUUGAGCCUUUGCCGGAGCAAACUCCACCACUAUUCUCAGUUGAAGAUAUCAAAAAACUACCAAAAGAAUUUAUCGAGAAAAAAGUGAGGUGCCAAAUUACUGUGAAGAAGGUUGAUGAAAAGAGCAACUGGUAUGACAAUGUUUGUACUACAUGUCAAGCUGAGGUAACCACCGUCGAGGGAAGGUAUCGAUGCAUCAUUUGUUCAAGGAAUGUACCUUUUCUAGAUAAAAGGUUCAGGAUUGCUACACUCUGCAAUGAUACCACUGGCCUCAUUGCCAUAAUCUUCCCUGAUGACGAAAUUCAACGAAUCAUAGGAAAGAAUGCUUUUGAAGUGGAGGAUGAACUGGGGGAUGAGAAUAAAUUUCCCUCUUGCUCAAAAUUUUUGAGAAGAAGGACUACGUGAUCACUUUAACUAUAAAUGAGAGGAAUGUUAACAAAACCAUCAACAUAUACAGAGCUACAGAUAUAUCUGAUCUCAUUGAAGUGUUAGGGAAUCAUAGUCCCCCAAACUUGGCUGCUGUUAGUCUAACCAAGGAACCGUUGGUGACCCCUGCAAAGCCUCCAGUCCAUAAUCCCGCAAAGGCACCCAUUGUCGAGAACACGAACAAUGCCACUGCCACUAUAUUCAAUGCAGCAUUGCCACAGAGACCAGCCCACCUACAGCAAACUCAACCAACAAAGCGAGGAACCGAGUGAAGAAGAAUGAUGUUCGAUAUGAAAUGGAGGAUGAUGUCCCACUUGGCAAAUUCAAAAUCCUGAAAAAAAACAAGGUUUGAUUGUGUUGCUGUAUUUCAAUGGUGGAAUUGUGGAACUUGAUUUUCUUUUGGUAGUUGGCAAUUCUUCUUUUGGAAACUAUCUUUUGCUGGGCUGUCCUUUUUCUAUUUUGUUGGUCAAUGGAGAUGCUUUGGAAGAUUUACAUUCCCUUUUGAUGAAACAGUGCCACAGAACUCAUUAAUGUAGAUGCAUUCUGGUGACAUUAUUAAGAUACUGCUGACAGUAUUAAGUUGUAAUAUUCCUUUCUUGGCAAUUACUGUCAGGGCUCUUGCUGCUGUGUUGUAGCUAUCAUAAACGCUGUUUUUGAAAAACAAACUUGGUUGGUAUGAACUCAGUAAAAGCAAAUGUUUUCUUUAUUUUUUUA
Daucus carota subsp. sativus is the source of this 2039-nucleotide messenger RNA. RefSeq lists its product as uncharacterized. Bases 126 to 1304 code for a protein of 392 amino acids. The transcript has 12 exons. NCBI's taxonomy places the organism in Eukaryota, Viridiplantae, Streptophyta, Magnoliopsida, Apiales, Apiaceae. The record is from RefSeq and is a predicted model, not a curated record.